CACGUCCUGCACUCUUGAGUCUUGAUUUUGCAGUUGCAGAGGAGUUCCAUCACCACGAAACUCGGGUCAUCGUAGGUUUUCCGUCAACCGGCUAGUCUCAGACUUAGAGAUUUCUCCACGGAGAGGGCCAAUUUCGCUCCCUCUCUUUGUCGAUACCACUGAUGGAUCUUAUUCAAGCGUACAAACAGGAAGACCAACCUGACGGCGAGAAGGCAGAGCAAAAUGAUGAAAACCCUAAUUCAUCACCAGACUCCUCCCCGCCGCGCCUACUUCUAGCAAAGUCCUCAGCCCCCAAGGUGGAUGACACGAUGCUCGCCCUUAGUGUGGCGCAGGCUCACCAGACGCAUUCUAAGCCAAUAGACCCGGUUCAUCACACUGUCGCCUUCAACCCUACCUACGACCAGCUUUGGGCUCCUAUAUAUGGUCCUGCCCAUCCUUAUGCGAAGGACGGCAUUGCCCAGGGUAUGCGCAACCACAAGCUUGGCUUUGUAGAGGACGCCGCCAUUGAUUCUUUUGUCUUCGACGAGCAGUACAACACCUUCCACAAGUAUGCCUACGCUGCUGAUCCCUCCGCUUCUGCUGGAAACAAUUUUGUCGGCGAUUUGGAGGCCUUGAACCAAAACAACGGUAUUUCUGUCUAUAACAUCCCACAACAGGAGCUUAAGCGUCGGAAGUUGGAGAAGAAGGAAGAGGACGAAGAUGAGGGUGAUAAUGGAGAUGUUGACGCUACAGAGGUUGAGAAUCCCGCAACCGAUGCGUGGUUACUCAAAAACAAGAAGAGUCCAUGGGCAGGCAAGAAGGAAGGUGUGCAAGUGGAGUUAACGGAAGAGCAGAAGAAGUAUGCUGAGGAGUAUGCCAAGAAGAAGGAAGAGAAAGGACAGGGCGGUGACAAAGGAGAGGUCGUUGCUGAUAAGAGCACUUUCCAUGGCAAGGAAUUAAGGGAUUAUCAAGGAAGGUCAUGGAUUGCGCCCCCUAAGGAUAAGAAAGCCACCAACGAUCAUUGUUAUAUACCUAAGAGGUUGGUGCACACUUGGAGCGGGCAUACAAAGGGAGUUUCUGCUAUUAGGUUCUUCCCCAAGUAUGGACAUUUAAUUCUCUCUGCUGGGUUGGAUACCAAGGUGAAAAUUUGGGAUGUGUACAAUUCAGGUAAGUGUAUGAGGACUUACAUGGGGCAUUCAAAGGGAGUUCGUGAUAUUUCGUUUUGCAAUGAUGGGACUAAGUUCUUGACUGCUGGGUAUGAUAAGAAUAUUAAGUACUGGGAUACAGAAACAGGGCAGGUGAUAUCUACUUUUUCGACUGGAAAAAUCCCAUAUGUUGUUAAACUAAAUCCUGAUGAGGAUAAGCAGAAUAUUCUGUUGGCUGGUAUGAGUGAUAAGAAGAUUGUGCAGUGGGAUAUCAACAGCGGGCAGAUUACUCAGGAAUAUGAUCAACAUUUGGGGGCCGUGAAUACUAUUACAUUUGUGGACAAUAAUAGAAGAUUUGUUACUUCUAGUGACGACAAGUCUCUUCGAGUGUGGGAGUAUGGGAUUCCUGUGGUUAUAAAGUAUAUUAGCGAGCCUCACAUGCACUCUAUGCCGGCAAUUUCUCUUCAUCCCAAUACAAAUUGGCUUGCAGCACAGAGCUUGGACAAUCAAAUUCUUAUCUAUAGCACCAGGGAAAGAUUUCAGCUGAAUAAGAAGAAGAGAUUUGCUGGGCAUAUUGUGGCUGGAUAUGCUUGCCAAGUCAACUUCUCACCUGAUGGACGUUUUGUUAUGUCAGGAGAUGGGGAGGGUAAAUGCUGGUUUUGGGAUUGGAAGAGUUGUAAGGUUUUCAGAACUGUAAAAUGUCAUGAAGGGGUAUGCAUUGGAUGUGAGUGGCAUCCACUGGAGCAGAGUAGAGUGGCAACAUGUGGCUGGGAUGGCUUGAUUAAGUACUGGGACUAGCUGCUGAUGAGCUUGAUAUGGCAAGGGGUUCCCACAAAACAGUGUUACCGGAGGUUUCUCAUGACUUGGAUUUCAUUGUUGAAAAGUGUGCUUGGUCCAGAAUGCAGAAAUGUAUGAGAUGCAACUGCAAUUGCGGCAAUAGCUCCUGUGAGUUUAUUUCAUCUUAGUCGUCGUCAAUGCUCCAAUGCAGGAAACAUGUAUCACACAUUUUGUAGACGCUUCAAGAUAGGUGACUUUAAGGAACUUAACGUAUUGAGGUUCUAAGCAGUUUCACUGUCAAUGGUUAGUUUUUUCCCCUAAUACCCAAUAAUUGUUGUCGCCUUUGCUGCGUCGUAAUUGUUUUGUAUCUAAUAAACUUAAUCAAGUUUAUGCUUAAUAGCAACCAAAAACUAGCUUUUCUUUGUUUUGUA
Molecule: messenger RNA, 2332 nt
Organism: Tripterygium wilfordii
Lineage: Eukaryota; Viridiplantae; Streptophyta; Magnoliopsida; Celastrales; Celastraceae
Product: pre-mRNA-processing factor 17-like
Exons: 2
Coding region: 162-1922 (586 amino acids)
Biological process (GO): mRNA splicing, via spliceosome
Cellular component (GO): catalytic step 2 spliceosome
Molecular function (GO): mRNA binding; protein binding
Source: RefSeq, a predicted model, not a curated record